Macroventuria anomochaeta is the source of this 1532-nucleotide messenger RNA. RefSeq names its product PALP-domain-containing protein. Lineage: Eukaryota; Fungi; Ascomycota; Dothideomycetes; Pleosporales; Didymellaceae. The record is from RefSeq and is a predicted model, not a curated record. The transcript is spliced from 2 exons. Gene Ontology annotation, cellular component: cytoplasm. The coding region runs from base 208 to 1341 and encodes 377 amino acids. Gene Ontology annotation, molecular function: cysteine synthase activity.
CGUUGCAGAGCUUUCCAAACACAAUUCAAGGUUUUUGCUGUAGCCGUGUGGGUGGGCUUCCGUGUCCGUGGCAAGCAUGACGCCAGCUCGCGGAAUGGCGACAUCGGGUCGUCGCAGUAGUCCCGAGGUCUGAUUCGCCGAUGUCAUCGACAGCUUUGGCAUACUUCGAGCUCCAACACCACGCCUCCACUCCCUUCAGCACACACAAUGUUCAGGACAGCAGCGCGUCAAUUCGCGGCCUCAGCGCUUCUCCGCGCUGAGGCCGUCUCCUUUGAAGCCAACCACCAGACAGCAAUUGGUAUCUCCAAAUCUCAAGGCAUUGGACAGCGGGGCUUCCUUGACGCAAUCGGCAAGACACCCCUCAUCCGCCUCAAAAAGCUCUCGGAAGAAACCGGCUGCAACGUCCUGGGCAAAGCGGAAUUCCAAAACCCCGGCGGCAGCGUCAAAGACCGCGCCGCGCUCUUCGUCGUCGAACACGCCGAAAAGGCCGGCCUCCUCAAGCCCGGCGGUACCGUCAUCGAAGGCACGGCCGGCAACACGGGCAUCGGGCUGGCCCACGUCUGCCGCUCCAAAGGCUACAAGCUGGUCAUCUACAUGCCCAACACACAGUCCCAGGGAAAGAUCGACCUGCUCCGACUCCUGGGCGCGGAGGUCUACCCCGUGCCAGCGGUGGCGUUUGACAACCCGGAGAACUACAACCACCAAGCCAAGCGUCACGCCGAACGCUUGGACAACGCCGUCUGGACAAACCAGUUCGACAACGUAGCGAACAGACAAGCGCACAUCGAGACCACGGGGCCGGAGAUCUGGUACCAGACAGGCGGCAAGAUCGAUGCGUUUACCUGCGCAACCGGGACGGGCGGCUCGCUCGCUGGAACAACGCGGUACCUGAAAGAGAAGAGCGGUGGGCGCGUCAAGUCCUUUCUCGCUGACCCGCCGGGAAGCGUGCUGCACAGCUACAUCCAGUCCGGCGGCAAGCUGGCCGAGCGCAAGGGUGGCUCGAUCACCGAGGGCAUCGGGCAGGGGCGCGUGACAGACAACCUCAAGCCGGAUAUCGACCUCCUGGACGGUUCGUUGCACAUCAGCGACGAGAAGACGAUUGAGAUGGUGUACCGGUGCUUGGACGAGGAGGGGUUGUAUCUGGGCGCGAGUUCGUGUCUGAACGUCGUGGCUGCGAAGGAGGUUGCAGAGAAGCUGGGGAAGGGCAGCACAGUCGUAACGUUGCUCUGUGAUGGCGCGUACCGGUACGCCGACAGGCUCUUUUCGAAGAAGUGGCUGGAGGAGAAGAAGCUGUAUGGCGCGAUACCGGAGCCUCUGAGGAAGUACAUUGUGCUGCCGUAGAUGUAGAACUUGUAGAACUUGUAGAACUUGUAGAACUUGUGCAACACGACUAUGUUGCCAUCUACACGUCUACUCUGUACCCUCCCCUCAACUCCAACGCCUAUCUUCCACACCGGCUUCGUGAACUGAAGCUCAGAUCAUAGGCGACCCGCUCGCAAACCCAUUCACCAUCGCACUAAUCAACUGAUACG